AUGAAAAAAAGUUUUAAAGCAAAGAAUACUUUUGUUACAAAUGAUCAAUUACUUCACUUAUCUCCAUUGCAAAAAGCCCGAAGAGCCUUACAAGUAGCUCUUAAAAAAGCAAUUCAAGAAACAUAUGAUUUGGACUCUGCAAAGCAGUCUGCAGAUCAAUCAUGCCCUACUGAAUAUGAAGAUGAACAAGAUGACUUCCAAGAAGAAGAUAACAUAGAAUUGGACUGGACAAUAUCCACCGAAAUUUCCAAAGAUACUGAAAAUAAUCUCCCACCCUCAGCAGAAUAUGUUAGGGAAGUUCAGCAAAAUACUGAAAUGGCUAAAAAUAGUUAUGGAACUGCAUCAAAUGGGAGCCUUAUACAUUUUUCGGACGAUUUGUGUCAACAUUCUAUUGAUAAUUUUACCACACCAUUCUUGAGCAUGCCUGAUCUUGAAUCAGAACCAACGGAAGAUAACUCUGGUAUUGAAAUACUUGCGGAAUUUCACAUUAAAAAUGAAAUUGAUCAAGGUAUUACCAAGAAAAGUGAAAAAGAAAAUGACACUCAUUCUUUAAAUUGUGUCCUACCAUCGGUCAGCAAUGAUCAAAAUGAUGACAUUACAUUUGCGGAGCCUACUGAAGAUACUGAUCAUUACCACGGAGAAUGGGAUCAAAUGUUUUGUGAUAUAAUCACUAAUAAGAGCUCAAGUCAAGACAGUGUCUCAAACUUAAAAGAUCUCUAUUCUCAAAUAUCGCAAACAAUAGAUUUACUUAAUUCUUAA
Messenger RNA from Leptosia nina, 759 nucleotides. The record is from the annotation of a GenBank genome assembly. Lineage: Eukaryota; Metazoa; Arthropoda; Insecta; Lepidoptera; Pieridae.